AUGGCUACUCUACAAUGGGAUUCCGAACUUAUGACCAACUAUGUGUCGGCAGUGGCAGUCCCCGCUGCGAGCCACAUGGUGACCUGCGUAGAUCCGCAUACAUUGCAACCUAUGAUUUUUGCCCUCAGCAACGACGAGAUUCCAAAAUUACAAGUCAUUGGGGUAAACGAGGAGGGCCAACGGGUCAGGACAGACUAUGGUCGUCUGCUCGGCUUGCCUACAGAUGCCUACAUCCAAACCUUUGAUGUCCAGCAAGGCGCCGAUUAUACCAUCCAUCUCGCCUUGACUACAAAGGUCGAUGAGCAGCAUUCUCAAUUGUGGGUGGUGAGACCCUUCCAAUUGAGCAGCCAGCCAUUGCUCACCACUUUGCCACCACAAACCUUUGGCAAAGUUCACAAAAUCAAGAUCGGCCUGCCGACCGGAAAAUCACCCUACCCAGCUGUAUGGGUGAUGCACCAACCGUUGAAUCGUGCGGCAAGUGGCAGCGACUUAGCCCGCGUGGAAGUGAAACUGGACAUGAAUAAGAUCAUUGUGUGGAAGGACUGCACACUGCCGACCAAUGUGAACGAGAUUCUCGAUAUCGCCACUGCCAAUGGUGGAAGCCUAGGUCAAGGGCUGUAUUACCUCUGCAGGCAAUCUGACGCGGUGCUUCUUAUGGUCAAAUUUGUCCGACCCGGGAUGGAACAAGGAGACGCUCCCAGAUGGGCCCAAAAUAACCAGGAUGAACUUGGGUUCCUAGUAGCCUCUUGUGAUAAUAUCGACAAUAGCCGUGCUGCCACCCUCCUUCCUGCGGGCAAGGCAACCAGCUUCUCGGCCGCAAUUUGCAAGCCUGCAGAGAGCUUCUCGACAGUCAAACAGAUUCUCGCGGCCAACGACGAAAGUGGCAACCUUACUCUGCUGGAGCAGAGUCUCGAUACCGGUAUCUGGCGCACCGAGCCAUUUUACGUCGAGGAGGGAGGAACCCUCAUGGCCAUCCCCAGCUACACAGUCAACAUGACCGCGUUAGAUGAUAAGAAACAGCCACUUUGCAACGGUCAGGUUUUUAUCAAGUCAUCAUCCUUGCUGUCCGCCACGUUGAAUGGCCGAUCCGAUACCUUGGAUCCCAAGGGCCGCUGGUAUCCGCUCGACACUGCGGGUGAGCUGGCGCUGAUUAUUCCUACCAAUGGCCUGACUAGUCAGCCGUUGCAGAUUAGCAAAGUCAGGAAUUUCCUCGCUCAAGAGAUCACGCUUCAUUCCGAUAUGAACAUCGAUCCCAGCCAUAAGGUCAUCAAGUCACUAAGCAAGCUCGAUUCUACCGAGAAAUUAGAGGCUGCCACCGACAAAGACGGCAAAUCUAUCUGGGAGGGGGUUGAAAAGCCAUCCAAGGACGAGCUGAUUGCUGCCGCUCAAUGCUUUUCGGCGAUCAGGGAAGCCUGCACGAAACUACCGGCCGAUGGAUCUGUUGUCCAAACAGUGACCUUCUCCGCACUGUCUGUCAAUUCCAUUCAAAUCGCAAGUAACCAUAUUUUCGAGGCUAUCGCUGAUACUUUCAUGGAUGGCUUCAACUACCUGAAAGAGAAGGUUCAUCAAACAAUUGACUGGAUAGUGCGCAAGGCCGGUGAGGUCUGGGAGUUUGUUUGCACGAUCGGAAACUCUGUCAAGAAGUUUGUUCUCGACUGCAUCGAGAAGGUGACCGAAGCAGCGACCUGGGUAUGGGACAAGUUUAAGCUUGGAUGGGAAAAGUUGUGUGAUGUGGUGGGCUUCUUGUUCAGCUGGGACGAUAUCAUCGAAACGAAGCGCACCAUCAAGGGACUGCUCAAUGCAGGUCUUGACUAUGCGGCUAACAAUAUUGAAGGGGUGAAUGUAAAGAUUGAGGAUCUCUUCAGUUCUCUUCAAAAUGAUAUCGCCGGACUGACGGGUAUUGCAUCAAUGGAAGGUCGUAAAGGAAAGCUGAAGCCCUCCAAUGGGAGUGACGAUAAGCAGAUGACCGAAUUCCAGCAAAGCCCAGGGUCCAAGUGGAUUGGGGAACGGAUGAAGAAUGGGAGUGGGAGUAUGCGCUCUCCGGGGAAAAGUAAGUGCCUGAGAUAUCUUUUCUCUUCAAUCGCCCAGUCUGACCCUUUUCAUCUGUUAGCAACAAAUAAUGCCGAAGAAGUGAAACUCUGGGAAGAUCGGAUUCAGCCACUCCUCAUGAACUUCACUAAAGUUGCUGAGGAUCUGGGCAAAGAUCUCGCCGAAUUGUUCACCGGGGAUAACAAUCUCUCAACCGGUGAGCUUCUUGCGAAAGCCGGUGGGGACUUGCUCAUCAAUAUCAUCGACGUGGCCAAGAAGAUUCUGCAAACUCUGGUCACCCUGGUAUCUAAAUUGGUCGUUCUCUUGAAGAACAUUGGAAACCAAACACUCACCUGGGGCUUUGUUGAAGAUCUGUACAAGUGGUUGAACCAGGGCGACAGCCUUACCAUUUUUGAUGCUGUUUCGUUGAUCAUCGCUAUUCCAGCGACAUUCAUUAUCAAAAUCGUGACAGGAAGGAAGCCUCCUACUUUGGGCAAUAUGGACAGCGAACUCUUCGGAAAAUCUGUCAUCGGUGCCCUCCGGGAUUCAGAGGAAGAGGAAGAAAAGCCGAACGACAAUUCCAUGAUCUCAACCGCCAACAAGACCACUGCCCGUGAUGUCACAGUCAUUGUCUUGGGAGCUGGUUGCGGGGCUGCGGUUGUAAGCCUCUUUUUCAAGAACAUCAAGUUCCUCAGGAAAGCAGCCAACAAAGGGAUCUCCGUAGCGGUUGACUCUCUCAGUCCUGGAACCAUCAUGGAGGUAAUCAGCAUUUGUCUUGACGGAUUCAGCAUCAUCAAAGAUCUGAUCAAUGCACCCGAUGAUGAAACCCCCGGUGCCGGGAUGCGGAACGCUGCAACAUAUAUCAAGUGUUUCCGUUUGUUGACCAAUGUAGUCUAUAUGGCUGCUACAAAGGCGGGCGGUCUCGAAAACGAACUUGUCGAUCAGAUCAUGCUAGCCAUUGACCUGCUAACCGCCAUGGUCAACUGUGGCCUAUAUACUGCGGUCUACGUGAAAGAGCUUGACGCGAAGAGCUGGAAGGGAUAUGACGAGGGGUCGACACUGCUUAGUGGUGCGAACACUCUUCUUGAAACCGUGACUGCCAUUGGAUAUUUCACGGCGGCUACGUUCAAGGAAAAGGCUCCACACGCCACACUUGUUGGGUUGGGCUGUAUGCAAAUUGGGGCCGUGGGCGCAAUUGUGACCAAAGGAGUUGAGUUUCGGUUGACUUACAAGAAGAUGAAUGGCGAGUAG
Molecule: messenger RNA, 3279 nt
Organism: Penicillium canariense
Lineage: Eukaryota; Fungi; Ascomycota; Eurotiomycetes; Eurotiales; Aspergillaceae
Exons: 3
Coding region: 1-3279 (1092 amino acids)
Source: RefSeq, a predicted model, not a curated record